AUGUUGGCAGGAACCGAAAUUUAUGUUACACUAAUACCUUCUGAAGUAACAUCUUCUUUCCUUCCUUCAUUUAUUCAUUCCUUCAUUCAUUCAUUCAUUCUUUCUUUCUUUCUUUCUUUCUUUGCUUCCAUCUUUCCUCCCUUCAUUCAUUUAACACCUUCCGUCCUUAAUCCAUUCCUUCCUUUCUUCCUUCUUUUCUUUCUUUCUUUUCUUCCUUUCUUCUUCCUUUCUUCAUUCAUUCCUUCAUUCUUUUAUUUCUUUCUUUCUCCAUUUCUUUCUUUCCUUCUUUCAUUCAUUCAUUAUUUUUCUUUCUUUCUUUUUUCUUUCUUUCUUUCCUUCUUCCCUUCCUUCUUUCCUUCAAUGUUUUCUUUCCUCCUUCCUUCCUUCCUUCCUUCCUUCCUUCCUACAUUCAUUUAUUCUUUCUUUCAUUCUUUCUUUUUUGUUGCUCAAUAUGCAUCUAUCUGUUUGGAUGGAGGGAUGGAUAUUGGUCUCAUCUAUCUAUCUAUCUAUCUAUCUAUCUAUCUAUCUAUCUAUCUCAAGGAAUAUUUCAUGCGUAUUUUCUUAAGUGUCUUAUUUAAGGAAUAUUUGGAACUCGAUUGGCCUUUCUUUCCGUUUGACGCUACGCCACAUCUUCCUUGCCCAAAAGUUGAAGAGUCUUGCCUAUAA
Molecule: messenger RNA, 666 nt
Organism: Acanthosepion pharaonis
Lineage: Eukaryota; Metazoa; Mollusca; Cephalopoda; Sepiida; Sepiidae
Source: the annotation of a GenBank genome assembly